AUGGCUUCUCAACCCUUUACCCUCAAAUGGGGUAUCAUGGCCACUGGUGGCAUCGCCCAAACUUUCACCAAGGAUCUCCUCACAAACCCUGCAACUCGUGGUGUCAGUGAUGUCGCUCACAAGUUGAUCGCUGUCGCCUCCUCCUCCUCCAAAGAGAGCGCCACAUCGUUCUUGGAGAAGGUCAACGCCCCAGAUGGCGUGAAAGCGUAUGGUAGUUAUACCGAGCUAGUAAACAACCCAGACAUCGAUAUUGUCUAUGUUGCAACGCCUCAUAGUCACCAUUUUCAGAACACAAUGCUAGCAUUGGAAGCUGGCAAGAACGUUCUAUGUGAGAAAGCCUUCACUGUGACUGCUGCCCAGGCCCGGAAACUCGUUGACACGGCUCGUGCCAAGAACUUGUUCCUAAUGGAAGCCGUCUGGACGCGAUACUUCCCUCUCAGCAUUAAGGUUCGCGAGCUGGUGCAAUCUGGAAUCAUUGGCCCCGUAUAUCGAGUGAUUGCCGAUAAUUCCUUUGGAAAUGAUGGCCCGAACGGCACUUUGACCUUUCCCAACGAGGACCGGAUGGUGAAUCCGGACUUGGCAGGCGGUGCAUUGCUGGACUUGGGCAUCUAUUCCCUAACCUGGCUCUUCCAGAUCCUCUAUCACCUUCAACCCGAAGCAGAAAAAGAGAAGCCGCGAACGGUAGCUGCUAUAAACAAAUAUUCAACGGGGGCCGAUGAGAUGACCAACAUUAUUCUUCAGUUCCCGAAGCACAAGUCCAUGGGAAUUGCUAUGACCUGCUUGCGAAUCCCCACCAACACUGAUGGCCAGAACAGCGGUGGACCCGCUAUUAAGAUUCAAGGACCCCUGGGCGAAAUUCAAGUAAUGGGUCCCGCUUUCAAGCCUCUGCAGUACAGAGUCGUCAAGAAAGACGGAGGAGGGAAAGUUGAGGUCGUGGACUGCCCUAUGCCAAUAGACCCAGAACGAAAUUGGGGUCACGGCAUGUUCUGGGAGGCGGACGAAUGCGCUAGGUGUAUUCGGGACGGCAAGAUAGAGAGCGCCACCCUACCCUUGUCCGAGAGCAUCGUCAUAAUGGAAGUUAUGGAGGAAGCUCUUAAGCAGGGAGAUGUCAAGUACCCGGAUCUUAUCACUACCAAUGUGUAUGACCCGAGCAGCCCACUCAACACCGGAGGCAACCGGUAG
Hypoxylon fragiforme is the source of this 1182-nucleotide messenger RNA. RefSeq names its product NAD(P)-binding protein. Bases 1 to 1182 code for a protein of 393 amino acids. NCBI's taxonomy places the organism in Eukaryota, Fungi, Ascomycota, Sordariomycetes, Xylariales, Hypoxylaceae. The transcript has 3 exons. Gene Ontology annotation, molecular function: nucleotide binding. The record is from RefSeq and is a predicted model, not a curated record.